GUCCCCGUGGUGUCCGAGUCCUACCGGCUGCGAUGUGUUACGCGCUUUAGAAAAAACAGAGAAGGAAAAACUUCAUAGAAAUGGCGGAGGGUGCUACGACUCUCAAAGGCUUGCGAGCCCAAAUGGCUGCAGCUGCACAAGCACAGGCCGAGGAGCGGCGCAGCCUGCCAGGGAACAGCCCGGGACCUCCAACCAACGCACAAGCUAAACCUCAGGGGAGUAGGCCAGUCAUUGACGGCGGUGCACUGAGAAUAGACGACCGACUGCGAGUGGCAAAAGAGAGGCGAGAGGAGGCGGACAAACAACAGGUUGUGAGAGACUCUCAGAUCAUGGAGCGGGAGCGCAAGGCCAAGAUGCAAGUGGAGCGUCAGCUGGAGGAGCGUCAGAAAAAGGUUGAUGACCAGCGAAAAAAGGAGGAGCAGAAACGAUUGGCUGUGGAGGAGAAGAGGAAACAGAAACAGGAAGAGGAAAAGGAGCACUAUGAGGUGAUGAUGCAGCGGACAUUAGAGCGUAGUCAGCGAGUGGAGCAGAGGCAGAAGAGAUGGUCCUGGGGAGGAGUGUCCACAGACUCUGAUGGGCGGACAGGAGACUCGGAUGCCAGCUCUUCAUCUCCAGUAACUAUAGUUAUCUCCCCUGCCUCGUCACAAAAGCCACCAAGGAGUCAACAAGUGGACAAGCGCUCCACAUCCACCAUGAACCUGAAACAGCUGUCCGAGGCUGGCAUCAGCAAACGCCUAUCCUCCUCCUCUGCCACCCUUAUCAAAUCUCCUGACAAACUGUCUCAUCAUUGUCUCUCAGGUGUUAAGCCGAGGAGUUCAUCUUGUAAUCGGUUGCCUAACAAUGGCAAUGCUGCUCAGGCCAGUAAGGAAGACUGCAAAAAGCCUCGGGUGGAACCGACAGGCCGUUCCGUCAGGAGGAGAAGUUCCUCCCUCACACGAGUAAGUGAGGGCGGAGCACAGACCGCUGCCAAGCCUGAUAAGGCGACAACGGAAGACCAAGCUCGCAGGCCACCGGCUGGCACUGUGGACGGAGGGUUCCUUAGUCGCCUGCUCACCCCCACCCAGGCCUCACUAGCUAGGAGCAAGAGCGCCGCCGCACUGUCAGCGGAAGGAACAAAUGCCCCAGAGUGUCACCCGUGUCCUCGCUCAGCCUCGGCCAGCCCCCUGCACCCGCCGCGGGGGCCGGUGCGCAGCCGCAGCAUUGACCGGCAGAAGAGCGGAAUGACCACCUCUGUGUCGGCCGACGGAGCCCUCGACCCCUCAGUGAAGGACAAACUGUUUACAUCACCUGGCGGGCAACGUCCCGCCUCUCCAUCGAGCACCCUGGGACGCAACCGUUCACCAUCCCCGGCCCCCAGCCCAGCCCCAAAGAGGACGCCCUCCCCAACAGUACCCAAGCAAAAUUCCAGGAUACGCCCACUUUCACCGAGUGCAAUGAAACUACGCCCCCCAUCCCCCCAGCCGGCAUCGGCCAAACCACCACCCAUCCAGAAGCCUGCUCUCACUCCAACGGGGGCCCCCACCUUGCGGAAGAGGGACUCCAAGUCUAAGGACCUGUGUCCUGUCCAGGCUGUUUCUCCACAGACGUCGGAUUCCAACAAGACCAAAGAGAAAAAUGACCCUAAAGCCUCGACGGGCACCAACUCGGCCGCUGAGGCAGCCAAGAUCCUGGCAGAGAACCGCAGACUGAUGCGAGAGCAGAAAGAGAGAGAGGAGCAGCUCCGGGUUCAGAGGGAGGAAGAAGAGAAGCUGAUAAAGGAAGAAGAGAUGCGUUUAGCGGAGGAGGCUCGACUCUUACGCGUGGAGGAGGAGAAGAAGCUUGCAGAGGAGAAGAAAAUUCAAGACGAGGAAGAUGCUCGUCUAGCCGAGGAGGAGCGGGUGAGAAUGGCAGAAGAGGAGGCGGUGAAACAGGUGGAGCUCCAGAAGGAGCGGGAGGAGGCUGAGGCCAAGGCCCUGGAGGAGGCAGAGAGAGUCCGUGUGGAACGAGACCGAGUUAUGCAGCAGAACCAGCAAGAACGAAUGGCGAGGAAGAAGAGAAUUGACGAAAUAAUGAAAAGAACAAGAAAAGGGAACCAAAGUGACUUGAAGGGUGAUGCAGAAGAUGACGAUAAGCUGGACGAGGAGGAAGAUGAGGGAGAAGAGGACUGUGAUACCCAGAGCCAGUCGGAUGACAUCGGCAUGGACGAUGAAAAAUACGAGUCUGGUGAGCAGGAGGCGCAGCGAGAGGAGGCGCAGCGAGAGGAGCCCCUGGGCAGCGUGAACGGACAACCAGAGACAGACGACAAGGAGAAUAACAAUGGCAUAAACCCAGCGGAGACUCAGGCAGUAAGUCUCGUCCCUAAGAGCCGCCUCGUCGAGGGCUCUGAGUUCCUGAACGAGCAGGACUCCGCCAAGGUUCUGCCCCUCAUCAAGGCGGAGGACUGUAACCAGGUCUUGAUCAACUGUGACGGGAGCUCAGAUGGGACCAGGGUAGCCUUCGAGGACAAGGGAACCCCCGUCAACACCCAGCAUUCCUCUCAUCAACCCAUAGAAGCCCUUUCAGAGAUUUAAUGCUGCAGCCGUUGCUGAGAAGCCUCUUACUGUUGCACUCGCAGAGUUCCUGUCUAGCUGAGCUCCUUUAAAGAAAUGUCCCGUUUCAGUCCCAAACAGCUUCCUCCUCCUCCCCUUCCAGAAGGAGGAGCACAAGGUGAAGCGGAAAGACCACCCCAAGUACUAUUUGCACCCAACAUUAUGAGGAAACAUAUACAAGUAUAACAUAUAUGUAUAUAUAUUUAUAUAUAUAUAUAAAAGUUAUGCUUCAGGGAAAUUCCAUAUAUUCCGUCAACAUGCUUGCUUCAGGUCUGUUUCCUCUUCCUCUUGUGUUAAUUUCUGUUUUGUGUCCAUAUUUGCUGAUGUUUUUUAAGAGUUCUGUCUUUGUCAGGGGUGCAUUUGAUGUAAUUUAUUAAUUUUGGUUUCUUUGUAAUUGUAAUUAUUAUUAAAUGUUUAGUCUUAUUGUUUUCUCUUGUAUUGGAAUAUUCCAGGACACGUGCACAUUUGGCCUGUGUGAAUUAAAUAUAUCAUGAGUUAAAGGAAGGCACGUGAAUGCAUUCUGUUCUGUUCGGUGAGGGGAGCGUCCCAAGUUGCACAUGUGAUUCAUCUAAAUUUAAUUGACCACCGAUAUGCCCAAACCAUUUUGUUCCCCAACUCCUAAUUGAAAGUGUGCAUGUGCUGAAUUGCUUGUGCUGAAGCUCAUACACACACAGUUUAGUCAUCAUCGUCAUCAUCAUCAUGUGCUUCGCUUGGGAGGGGAUUCUCUGUCCUUUCAGCCUCACCUUCUCUCACCGGGUGUUUGCCCCGUUGGCCACUGGAGGGCGUCAAACUCAACUCAACUGUUACAUUUGAAGCUGAAGCUGUUGAGAUUCUUGACACCAGUGAAUUCACAAGUUCAGUGGCGUUUCUGCAGUUUGUUCAUGCAGGGCUUCUUUAAGUUUUGUUAAUUAUUACAUAUGUAUAUAGAAUUUAUGUUUACUAACGACAUUGUAAUUUGCAUCAGAAUUCAGUUCAUCCAGUUUUAUUCUCCACUGACUGCGUCUGUAACACACAACUGUUUGAAGAAGCAGAACUGCAACACACACAUGAAGUCAUUCACAGCUGUUCUUUUCACUUAAAGCGGUUUGUGUUUGUCACUGAACAGAAGGUGAAUGUUAGCCUGAAGGUUUUCAACGAUCUGGUUUUAAUUUAAGCUUUACCAACACAUCCACGCGCACCGUUCCAUCCAUCGUUCUGACAUGCGGCUCUCUCAUUCCUUACAUUUGUUCCCCAUUCACUAUCCAUAUUUGAAAAUUCUCAGCUUGAGAGCUGCUACAUCUGACUAAAUGCAUUUCAACUAUUUUUUUAUAAUAUACAAUUUGGCUGUUUUGUUUAUAUAUGAAAAUACAUUUCUGCAUAUAUAUAAGUGUUAUGGUAUUGUGUAUAUAAUCAGUAUUAGGCAAAUGAAGCCAUGUAUAGGAUGGAGGGGCGUCAUGGAUGUGGAUAAUUGAAGUGUGUGUGUGUGCGCUAUACUGUGUUAGGCUCCGGUUCGACUCGUGCCCUGUGACGGGGUUGUCAGGUUACAUCUGGGCAGCCUGGAAAAAUUAACAUAAAGCCCUCUUCCACAUGAGCGCUGCAUAGAAAAAGAAAAAGGGCCACUUAACAUUUCUCAAAAUAUAUUGUGUGUAUUUUUGUCUGAGCGCUUUCAACCACAUAUACCUGAUCUCUGAUUCUGAAUAUUGCCUCACCGAGACGAGACAAGUUGACAUUUUGAUGGCCAGCUGUUACAGCCCACACGUCUGACCCGUGAACAAAGUCACGAUGCGUUUAAUGUCAUCAAGAUAUGGUUCAUGUGGUGAUGAAGGGAGGCUUGUGGUGGGCAUAUCAGAUCGGGUUUUAUCUACUCUUUGAAGUAGCACCAAACUAAAUAUGACACAGGUCAGACUGGUUUUCUGUCUCUUCAGGAUUUUUCAUCAACUGUAUUGAAAUCUUGAAUACCCGAUGCUUGAACGGUCCCACGCGCGAGGUCUGGGGACCUUUUUAAUGUUUGCCUUGUUCUCUGCUGAUUAACUAAAAUCUCUUUGUAAAUAGUCUUGGAGCUUCAGAUCUUAGCUUUGAUUAAUAAGCUCAAAGAAUGUAACGGACUCCAUAAACCGUCCCGCAUUAUUUACCACGUCUCUCCGAGCUGCCCGCCUUUUGUGGCUUUCAUCCAUUAUUCAUUUAGAAGACAUGAUACUCUUUGCACUGUCACAAAUUACUCGCCAUGUUUAACGAACGCUUUCUGAGGAGUAAUUUCACUGUAGAGAAUCGAAGGAGAGUCGUGUGAUAUUCUGGAAGAAAAUAAAAAUGCAUGUGUUCCUUUCCCAGGUGUUUUAGAAGUCUCAUUCGUGUCCCCGACUUGCCUACAUCCAAACUCUUCCUACUCACCCUUCCACUCAUGGGUAGCACCUGCUGUCCGCUGCUUGAACAGAUACUGUAAUUCUUUCAGAUCCUGCUGUGUCUUCGAGGGCUCGAUUACAUAACCGACUGCUUUAAGUCCUCAACUUUGUCUAUAACAAUAGGAUAGAACGGUGCCUUAGAAUGAUAUUUACUAUUUGUAUUGUGUCAGUUAACCAAGAAAGCUUUUCCGUACCUCGGCCUCGACAAUCAAGUCUAUCCAACCAGGGCAACUAAGUGAAUAUGAAUAUUUUUCUGGAGGAUUUACAGACGUAACAAUGCCCUGUCCACGAGUAAAAUUUGUACUGUAAAUAUAUCUUAAGUGUACUGAGAUGAUACAAACUGUUAAUACAAAUAAAGUCUUGCAAAGAU
Messenger RNA from Pseudoliparis swirei, 5315 nucleotides. RefSeq names its product MAP7 domain containing 3 (gene map7d3). The transcript is spliced from 21 exons. NCBI's taxonomy places the organism in Eukaryota, Metazoa, Chordata, Actinopteri, Perciformes, Liparidae. Gene Ontology annotation, cellular component: microtubule cytoskeleton. Gene Ontology annotation, biological process: microtubule cytoskeleton organization. The record is from RefSeq and is a predicted model, not a curated record. The coding region runs from base 81 to 2549 and encodes 822 amino acids.